Messenger RNA from Neoarius graeffei (lesser salmon catfish), 2378 nucleotides. RefSeq lists its product as uncharacterized. Lineage: Eukaryota; Metazoa; Chordata; Actinopteri; Siluriformes; Ariidae. The record is from RefSeq and is a predicted model, not a curated record. The transcript has 7 exons. Gene Ontology annotation, molecular function: catalytic activity. The coding region runs from base 286 to 1224 and encodes 312 amino acids.
UCCUAUGUAACCUUGAGUUGUUCUGUUUAAAAUGCACUUAGAAACGUUUGAAUCAAUAUUUAGUGCUGCGACUAGAGCGUUAGUCCUUUUAUAAACACGUUAAUUUAGCCAUUUGUUUACUGUCCGUUUUAGCUGAGUGUGUAAUUUAUACCAUCUGGACACUGAUUGACUUGUCACUUGUAAAUAGCUGAAGCCUGUUUGCUUGUUAUUAACGUUGCUUAAAUCAGAUCAAGAUACAAACUGAGACUUUAGUGUAAUAUAGAUUCAAGGUAACUGUCUCAAACGAUGAGCUUAAAGUUUCUUCGCCCAACGUUUCAUAUUAGUUUUUUUAUGAACAGGAAUACCACCAAGAAAAAACCUGGACAGCAUGAGCAGCGUUUUUUUGGUGCAGUAAAGCGGUUCUGCAGCUCUGGGUGCACUUCUCAAGAUCGCCCUACCCCGGGUCAGACAGUGGUUACUGAAAAGCGAGGUCCAGUGCUUACUGUGGGGAUUAACAGGCCAGACGUGUGUAAUGCAGUGAACCAGGAGACAUCCCGACGGUUAUUUGAAGAGUUUUCAGCCUUCAACCAGGAUGAUACCUUGAAUGUAGCUGUGCUACAUGGAAUAGGAGGGAAUUUUUGUGCUGGUUAUGAUCUUAAAGAACUUUCCCAGGAUUACGCUUCCCUCACACUGGAGCAAAACGUUACCCGAGGUCCUGCUCCAAUGGGUCCCUCUCGCCUGAGACUAUCCAAGCCACUGAUCGCGGCAGUGAGUGGUUAUGCUGUGGCAGGGGGGUUGGAAUUGUCUCUCCUGGCUGAUCUCAGGGUUGUGGAAGCCAGUGCCAUUAUGGGGGUUUUCUGCCGCAGAUUUGGUGUGCCGCUGAUUGAUGGUGGGACGGUGCGGCUCCCGCAGCUAAUUGGUUUGUCUCGAGCUCUAGACCUCAUUUUGACUGGAAGGCCUGUAGGAUCUCAGGAGGCACUGGCAUUUGGACUAGCAAACAGAGUGGUGCCAGAUGGACAAGCCUUACAGGUAGCUGUUGAGCUUGCUGAGCAGAUAAGCUCCUUUCCUCAGCUCUGUCUCCGUGCUGACCGUAAUUCUGCAUAUCAUGCAGCUUUUGACUCCACUUCGUUCACCCAGGCCAUGCAGUACGAGACCGACUAUGGCCUGCCAGUAAUCACAGCUGAAGCUAUCUCUGGGGCAACUAGGUUCAGCUCUGGCACUGGAAGAGGUGGAAAGUUCACUUAAAGGACCGAAGUGUGUUUUUGGUUUUUUGCCCUCCAAUAACAAUUAACUUGUAAUUACUCAUGUUUGUAGUAUUUUACUUGUGAGAAAAUACAUCAGUAUGAUUUUAACAAUGGUUCCAGUUGAACAGCACACAGUUUUCAUUGUGAUCAUCUUCCUUUGAACAGCCACCAUUUAUGGUCACGAUAAAAUGAAUAGAAGUCCCUCUUUGUUGCAAAAAUUCUUAACAAAUUUGAAAGUGCAGUUUGAAUAGUCCAGAAUCAUGAUUGCUGUCAUUUCUGUAUUAAUAAACCACCAUGCUGAAAUUGUUAAAGUUAUUAGCUGCAGGAGGGCGACACAGUGGCGUAGUGGUUAGCGCUGUCACCUCACAGCAAGAAGGUCCGGGUUCGAGCCCCGUGGCCGGCGAGGGCCUUUCUGUGCGGAGUUUGCAUGUUCUCCCCGUGUCUGCGUGGGUUUCCUCCGGGUGCUCCGGUUUCCCCCACAGUCCAAAGACAUGCAGGUUAGGUUAACUGGUGACUCUAAAUUGACCGUAGAUGUGAGUGUGAAUGGUUGUCUGUGUCUAUGUGUCAGCCCUGUGAUGACCUGGCGACUUGUCCAGGGUGUACCCCGCCUCUCGCCCGUAGUCAGCUGGGAUAGGCUCCAGCUUGCCUGCGACCCUGUAGAACAGGAUAAAGCGGCUAGAGAUAAUGAGAUGAGAUGCCUGAGAUGUACAAGUUGAAAAGAAGAGAAUGUCAGCCAUUACAAAUAGUGUGUUAGUGUGUCAUACAGUCACCAUUUGAUUUUGUGUCAAAAUUCAAUGUGUGCACAUGCAAAGAAGGUGGUAUCCAGGUGUUGAAACACCACCCCUGACCAUUAGAAGGGGUGAACUAGAACCACAGUUGCAUAACCCCCAGGUAUGAUGUUUAGCACUUGGCUAUCGUUCGAUCACAAGGGACACAAAAACUGAUGACCGCUUUGGUUACUUGGAAAGCUUAGAGAGCAGAAAAAUAGAGGCCAUACCACAAAAAACAAAGAAAAACAAAAAAACCCUCAUCAGCAGUAAGAAUUGAAAGGCCAGAUUGGAAAUCAAAGAAAUACACUGCCAUUUGAAAGUUUGUAAUCCCUUUAAAUUUUUCUGUAUAAAUUUGACCAAUCAUUAUACUUUUCAGAGUUAUUUA